Molecule: messenger RNA, 176 nt
Organism: Dentiscutata erythropus
Lineage: Eukaryota; Fungi; Glomeromycota; Glomeromycetes; Diversisporales; Gigasporaceae
Source: the annotation of a GenBank genome assembly
AUGGAGGUAUUAUUAGAUAGGGCUUUGAAGGCUUUGUUUGAAGUUAUAGCUAGUGGAGAUAUAUUGGAUAAAGAGUGCAGGCUGGGUGAUCUGGUUGGUGGGUGUGCUGGGCCUGGGUACCGACAUCUUUGUGGCAUUGUUAAUGCUAGAGCUGUUAUUUAUAUUGGUGUUUGGGG